AUGUCUUCAGUGAAGCUCAUAGUUGGUGUCGAAGGAGGAGGAACAUCUUUCAAAGUUGCCAUUGGAACCAAUGUCCAUGAUGCCAUGAAUCAUGUCGUGGUUGUUGAAACCAAGUCUGUGGAAGAAACCAUGCAACCAAUCAAAGAAUUCCUUGAGAGAAAAUCUAAAGAGCUUGGUGGAGAAAUUGCUCGGAUUGGUAUCGCAAAUUUUGGUCCAAUUGAUGUCAAGGCUGGUUGUAUUUUACCUUCCACUCCAAAAGUUUCAUGGCGAGGUUUCAAUAUUGUCGAUUACUUCAAAAAAGCAUUUCCCAAUGUUGAGAGCAUUCAUUUUGACACUGAUGUGAAUGGACCUGCCAUGGCAGAAUAUCAGCAAAUGAUUAGUGGAAAUACUGCAUAUGUGAAAUCAUUGGCCUAUGUUACCAUAGGUACUGGAAUUGGAGUUGGCCUAGUUGUGAAUGGAUCUACUGUGAGUGGAUUAAUGCAUCCAGAAGGUGGACAUAUUUAUACUCCAGUUCACCCCACAGACAUGCAAAACGGUUUUCAAGGUUUUUGCACAUUUCACAAACAAUGUUUGGAAGGAAUGGCAGCAUCACCUGCAAUUGUAAUGAGAAAGAACAUUUCGAUUCAUGACGUGAAAGAUCUUUCUGAUGACGAUGAAGUUUGGGAUAUUGAAGCUCAUUAUUUGGCUCAUUUGUGUACUUCAUUAAUUCUCAUUUCUUCAUGCCAAGUUAUUGUACUAGGAGGUGGAAUUAUGAAUAGAAAGAUACUCUUCGACAAGAUACGCGAGAAAACUGUCCAAUUACUGAAUGGAUAUCAUGUGAUGGUCAACAAUGAAAGUAUUAGAGGCAUCAUCAAGCCUUCACUAUUCGGAGAACAUGCUGGCAUUAAAGGUGCCUUGUACUUGGCUACCCAAUAA
Naegleria lovaniensis is the source of this 915-nucleotide messenger RNA. RefSeq lists its product as uncharacterized. The record is from RefSeq and is a predicted model, not a curated record. Lineage: Eukaryota; Heterolobosea; Eutetramitea; Acrasida; Naegleriidae. The transcript has 4 exons. Bases 1 to 915 code for a protein of 304 amino acids.